CCGCGGACAUGAUGCCCCGCCCCAUAGGCGGUGAUAUUUUCAGAAGCAGGCAGCCGGGGAGCGGAGACCGGGAUAGACCUGUGCGCGCUGCGGCUACGUCGAGUGGGCGUGGCCCUGGCGCGAGGGCGGGACCAAAGGCAAAAGCCGGACCGUCACGCCACUCAGACUUGGAGAAGUGCUAACGGGACAGUGGUGCAAGCCAAUCGCAACCAGUGCUCUGGACGAAGGGAGACUGGGGUGGAGACUUCGUAGACUGCAGUUGCAGUUCUAAGAACAAAUGGAAUUUGCUAUGGAUAAUUCAUAUGAUUUCAACAAACAAAGCUCUUGUAAUGGAAUUCCAUCUGACAAGAAAAACAACUCCCUUGUGUCAGAAGAUCAUGGACAGAAACUCUUAAGUGUACUGCAGAAUUUUAGAGAACAAAAUGUCUUUUAUGAUUUCAAAAUAAUCAUAAAAGAUGAAAUAAUUCCAUGUCAUCGUUGUGUGUUAGCAGCAUGUAGUGACUUUUUCAGGGCCAUGUUUGAAGUAAACAUGAAAGAGCGAGAUGAUGGAAGUGUUACCAUUACUAAUUUGUCCUCCAAAGCAGUAAAAGCUUUUCUUGAUUAUGCUUAUACUGGAAAAACAAAAAUAACAGAUGAUAAUGUGGAAAUGUUCUUCCAGUUGUCAUCAUUUCUUCAAGUUUCCUUCCUAUCCAAAGCUUGCAGUGACUUUUUAAUAAAAAGCAUUAAUCUUGUCAAUUGUUUACAUUUAUUAUCUAUUUCAGAUAGCUAUGGCUGUACUCAUUUGUUUGAUCAUGCAUUGUACUUUGUACAGCAUCAUUUUUCUUUAUUAUUUAAAUCUACUGAUUUCUUAGAAAUAAAUUUUGGAGCACUACAAAAAUGUCUGGAAUCAGAUGAAUUAAAUGUUCCAGAAGAAGAAAUGGUACUGAAAGUUGUUCUUAGUUGGACUAAGCAUAACUUAGAAUCAAGGCAAAAGCAUUUGCCACAUUUGCUUGCAAAAGUAAGAUUACAUCAGUUAUCUGAAGAUACACUUCAAGACUGUCUGCUGAAUGAAGAAUGUUUACUCAAAAGCACAAAUUGUUUUGACAUAAUCAUGGAUGCAAUUAAGUGUGUACAAGGUUCUAGUGGACUUUUCCCAGAUGCUCGACCAUCCACAACUGAAAAAUAUAUAUUCAUACAUAAAACGGAGGAAAAUGGAGAAAAUCAGUAUACAUUUUGCUAUAAUAUUAAAACUGAUUCAUGGAAAAUAUUACCACAGUCACACCUGAUUGAUUUGCCAGGGUCUAGUCUGUCUACUUACGGAGAGAAAAUAUUCCUGACAGGUGGUUGUAAAGGGAAGUGUUGUAGAAAGAUUCGACUUCAUAUUGCUGAGACUUAUCAUGAUGCUACUGAUCAAACCUGGUGCUACUGUCCAGUCAAAAAUGAUUUCAUUUUAGUAUCAACUAUGAAAACACCAAGAACAAUGCAUACAUCAGUUAUGGCUCUCAAUAAAUUAUUUGUCAUAGGUGGAAAGACUAGAGGAUCUCAGGACAUUAAAAGUCUCUUAGAUGUUGAAUCUUAUAACCCUCUUUCCAAAGAAUGGGUAUCUGUUAGCCCUCUACCUAGGGGCAUAUAUUAUCCCGAAGCAAGUGCAUGCCAAAAUGUAAUUUACGUUCUUGGAUCAGAAGUAGAGAUUACAGAUGCCUUUAACCCAUCACUUGAUUGCUUCUUUAAAUAUAAUGCUAUAACUGAUCAGUGGUCUGAACUAGUAGCAGAGUUUGGGCAAUUUUUUCAUGCUACACUAAUUAAAGCUGUCCCAGUAAACUGUACACUGUAUAUAUGUGAUCUUUCCACCUAUAAGGUAUAUAGUUUUUGUCCAGAUACUUGUGUUUGGAAGGGUGAAGGAUCUUUUGAGUGUGCAGGCUUUAAUGCAGGCGCAAUUGGAAUUGAAGAUAAGAUUUAUAUCUUAGGUGGCGAUUACGCACCAGAUGAAAUCACAGAUGAAGUGCAGGUCUACCACAGUAGCAGGUCAGAGUGGGAAGAAGUUUCUCCAAUGCCCAGAGCCUUAACUGAAUUUUACUGUCAGGUUAUUCAGUUCAAUAAAUACAGGGAUCCAUGGUUUUCUAAUCAUUUCUAAAAGUAAUAUAUGCUUGGAGAUUCUAAAACUAUUCCAGUUCCUGCAACCUGCAAUAAAUGUGUUUACCAUAAUGAUUGAUGAAAAGGUCUAUCUUAAUAAAAUAAAAUCUUUCUGCUAUUAUAGAAUUACUAUGUAUGUAUGAUAUCUAUGAAUAACAGUUCCUGGAAACUUAAAAUAUAAAAUACAUUUUACCUAAAAUUAUAUUAAAUAUAAUCUUGAAAAUCCAGACUACUUAGUAUUUUCAUGUUAAGUUCUUUAUGAAAAUCUUUUAAAAAUGAAAGUUAACAGAUUUGGACUAUGUAUACAGGGAAAUCUCUUGAGGCAGUAAAAAUUAUAUUAUGUGACAUGAAAGAUAAAAGUUUUAAUCUCAUCUUGAUUCUCAAGUUAUAAGAAUUAUUGAAUUUCUAACCUUUCUGAUCACUGGUCAACUUCUUUUAAAUACCCUUACCAUUAUCUUAUCUCUUACCAUUAUUUUGGUCAAAUUUUUUUCAAAAAUGUAUAUGUGCUGCCAAAGCAAGCACAGAAAUUUUUCAAAAAUGCAGUAUAUUUCUCCACUUUUCUACACAGUGCACUAAAUAAAAUUUAGCUUUAUUUAUGAUUCAACUCUUCAUUAAGAGUAUAUUGUACAGCCACUGCCUGCUUCACAAAUGCAAGGUCCUGAGUUUGAUCCCCAGUACCAAAAAAAAAAAAGGAUAUUGUACAAUAGUACUCCAUUGGUAGUUACUUAAAUCUUUAAAAAUUGCUUAUUCUAUUGGUUUUCAGUGUCAGUUGAUUUCAAUGUUUAGUAGUACCAUAUCUCUCUUCUUUUCUGGUUCAGUUUUAGUAAAUUAAAAUUCUUCAUGUACUCUGUAGCUUUAAAUUACACCUCUCCUGAGUUUGUCUUAACAUAUAAGCCAUUGAAUGACAUUCUUGGAUUUGGAGAUGAAGUCUUAAAAUACUUUUCCCAUAUCAAUGCCAGCUUCCAAUGAAAUUAGGUAUAGAGAAAAUUUUGGUCUCCACAUUAGUGGGUCAUUAUUGUUCCAUUUCUUAAACUUUACUGAAAUCUGAGCUACAAUAAGAAAUUUCUGGAUUUAAUUUUUACCAUGUAAGUUUUCUUUGAUAACAUAUACCAACUAUGAAGCACCAUGUGGCUUACUACUUCAAGAAAUUAUUCAUAGUGAAUUAUUUUCUAAAUUUAAAGUAUGACUAGGCUUUUGGUAUUGGUAGUAAUGUUCACAACCUGCAUCUGCUUAGAUGUUUUGUCUUCACCUCCAAAGUAUCAAUCUUCUUUGUUUUCAGCUAGAUCUGCCUCACAAAAGGGUGUGUUUCUUUAAGCAAUUUAAAAGAUGUGGUAUUUUAGGUUUUAAGAUCCCUAAUUUAAUCUCAGGUAAUGUGUAGAUUGUAUUUCUCUGGAACCAAAUGUAGUUCACUGAGAAGUAAAUGUUACUCAGUAAAUGUAAAAUGAAAAUAUACCUAAAUGAAGGUCCUUUUACUUUACCAUAUACAUUUUUGCAAACAUAAGUUAAAAUAUAUUUUUCAAAAUUGAACAAAAUAUUAGAGUAAAAUUUUUUGUAGUUCCAAAAUCAGGGACUAUCUCUAAUUAGAUGACAGCUAUAUAGUGUUCUAUAGAAUUUGUGGCCUUCCCCAUGUAAGCACGUUUAGUGGACUGCCCUUUCCUCUAUAUGUGUGUUUAAGAAAAAAAAAGUAAGCAUUUUAAUAGACUAUGUUUAAAAUAAAUAUUAUAAUCACUGACUGGCAAUUGUUCAUCUCUUCCAGAAAAAACUAAAGCAAAAUUGAAUCCCUUCCUGAUACUGUUUCAUUAUCAUAUCAUCUUGAUUUCCACCAUUCAUAUCAUUGACCAUUGAUUUAUGGUAAUGUCCUAGAAAUAUUCUUGUUGUUAAGACCUAGGUGGCUCCCUCUGCAUUUCAUUUAAUACCUUUGCUAAUACACUAAGUCCCUGACUUACAAACGAGUUCUGUACUAGAACAUUCAUAAGUCAGACACGUUCUUAAGUCCAACAAAGUGAGUCAUAUACCUUUGACACAAAUGUAAGUUGUGUAUUGGUUUGCACUUCUUAGCAGUCCAUUCCACAUUGCCACUGCUCUUCCUCUUGCUUCCAGACAUCUUGGGCUCUGAUUGAGCACUCCGAUGGAGUGCUAUUGCACUAUACAGUAAGCACACAGCAGCACAACUAUGACAUGUCCAGCAGACAUGUGAGCUACUUCCGAGACUUGCUUACAUUUACAAAUAUUCAUAAUGUGAGGUCCAUUUACGUGUGAAAGAUCGCAACUUGAAUGUUCAUAAGUCAGGGACUUACUAUACAGACUUUCUGCUGUAGUUGCUACAAUUGCUAUGAGUUACUUUUAAAUUAUUUUAUCUUUUAAUUACUGCCAUCCCUUUAUAUCUGCAGCUUUGUGUUCUCCAGCUAUCUCUGUGAGGGAAAUACUCUGUCUCAUCAUACAGCUCCAAAAUCUUUUGUUUAGUUUGUUUUUUCUCUGUCACCAUAGCAAUUGGUACCAGGCUUGGCUCCGCUGAUAUCCUCUCUAAUUUUGUAUCUCCUUGUAGAACUUUUAUUUGGAAAAUGGUUAUGUCUUUAGAAGCCUGUAGGAACCAAACCACAAGUUGUCAGUGACUGUAUUGGUUAUACCUUGUAGUUUUGCCUAUCACUGUGGCUUUGGUAAGAGCAAUUAUCAUCCUGGCCUUACUCUUCAUUCUUCAUUUCUGUCACGCAAAUCUCAGUGGUUCCUUGUCUAUUCUAAUUACCUCCAGAAGGAGCUAUGUUUCCUGUCUCUAAAUUUAGGUAAAAGAAAAUAAUAUCUUUUUAUGGCUUUUUCCCUUUGACUUUUUUUUAAAGUUUAUUUUCCUUUUAUUUUACUCUUCAGCCAGUGAUACACUAAGAACAAGACAAUUGUGCUUAUUAUCCAGAUUGUUGUUGAUUGUAUAGAAGUUUUCUGUUUAAUAUUUCUAAAUCCAUUAUUGUUUUGCUACACUACAUUUGGAUUAUGCAUACAAAAAUGUUUGAAUACUGUAAUAUCUUUUAAAAUGAAAAGUAGGUGUAUGACAUUACUAAAUAUAAAAAGAUUAAAUUUAACAUGAGAUAAUUUCAAAAUUAAUAGUUAUUCCUAGAGCAAUCUCCAAACUUGGGUUAAAAUGUGGUACAUUUUUUGUUCAUUUUAUAGCCAUUGGGACUCAGUAGUGUGAAGGUUGUUUGCAUAGUCAAAAUUAACUAAAUUCUCUUAAAAUUUCACUGCAGUAUAGAGAAAGAGGUCUUUAUUACAGCAGUACAUUAUACUGUGGAAGCUAGAUUACUUGAAAGCAAUCUUAUACUGAAAUAUGAUUCCAUUCUCCCAAAUACUAAGAAGGGCCAGUGGAUGUGUGUUCAGUGUGCUUAGCUACUUGAAAGUAAGGUAGGCUACUUGAAAAUAAGAUUUGAGCAGAGAGGGAUGCAUCUAUUAAUUUUUUUAUAUUUGGAAGUAAGAAAUGUCAUUAUGUAAUGAUUUAAUAUGUAGUUUAAGAUAUGCUACUCCAAUAUCAUAAUUCUCAGUUUAAUUGGAAUGCAGUGCUUUGGAAAAUUUUCGUGUGACAAAUUAUUGCCUGAAUAAUUUUCCACACAGGAGUGCAUGAUCAAAGAUUAUUAAAUUGGAUUUACACAUUUUGGUCUCAUUUUCUUCUAUAUGACUAAUUACUUCUUCCAAUUUAUUUAACAUUCCAAUUUAUUUAACAUUUAAUUUUGGUGGUUCUCCGUACUCAAGAUUUUUCAAUAGGACCUGAGUUUUAAAACUAUCUUUUGACGAAGAUUUUCAUUGAAAGAAAUUCUCUUUUUCUUUUUCUUUUCUUUAUUUAAUCACUCAGGAAACAUCUAUAAAUGGUGCUGACAUUUACGGUGAGUUGCUAACUGGAAUUUUUCCUUCUAUUUACCAUAGCUGCAUUUUUAUAGUGAAUAAAAAUUUAAAGUCCAGUAUAUAAAAUUUUCUCUGAAUUAUUAUUCUGAUAUAUCUAAAAAAUGUAUAUAACCAAAGAUACCUGGUUUGAGUUCAAUAUUAUUUAACUUGAAAAAUAUCUUUUUAUCUCAAAAAUUUAAAUAUAUGUAUAAUUAUACUUGAUGACUGAUGUUUAAUCAAAUAUAACUAGGGAAUAUAAUCAUUAGAUGAUACUAUUACACAUUUAUCAAAAGAUAACUUCUAAAUCAUAGAUUCAUGUUCAAAUUUGAAAAUAGCCUUGGAAUCUAAUGCAGCUUCUAACCUAGUGUAGAAAACCCCUCUAAAUUAUGAGACAUCCUGAACAUGCAAUCUUUUUUCAGUUUUUCAUUCAGUGCAUUCAGGGGUAGAAUCACUAUCUUUAUUUUUAAACACUUGUAUUACAGAGUUCUUCCUAACAUUGAAAAUAACUCUGCCCACUGUAAUUACUUCCAGCUGUUAGUCCUAGGUUGCUUGUUAUUCAAAUGUUUCAAACAGUACCUUGUCUCUCAUUCCUCCAAAACAAUGCCUCAUUUUCCUUCUCCUUCAAGUGCUUAGCACCUAAACAUCUCCUACAGUGGCUGGAUUACAUAUUUUGUUCUUAUUUAGUUGACUCACAAAAACUGGCCUAGCUCUGCCACUUAAGUGGAUCAAACCUGAACAGUGUUGCAGAAUCUGUUUCAUAUGUAGAUGAUUGCCUCUGUGUCAUCUCAUUCUCUCACCUAUAAAUCUCAUCAUCAUCAGAGUCUUGCUGUGUCUCUCUUCUCCUACCUGCCCCUCUCUCAUCAACAUAAUUACGAAUGUAUUUCUUAGGGAAGAAUUUUGAAGCCAAAUUUUAAUAUUUUUGUCAUUGGAUAAAGUUUUCAGAAUUUUAAAAAACACUUCUAAAAAUGACUCCAGAGAAUAUACAAAAAAAAUAACUGAAAUAAUUACAUCCUUGGUGGUUAAUAACAGGACAACUUGCUAACACAUCAAUAUUGACCAGCUUGUGGUAAUAACUGUCUAAAUUUUGAGGUUUAUCUUUGCUUUUAGUCUAGUUGGAAAAACAUGAUAUUUUUAUAGUGUAUACAUCCACAGUUAACUCUAUGAGCCAGGCAGAUUUAUUCAUUUCAUUUAACUUUGAUAACAUCCCCAACCAUAAAGGCCUAACAGGCUCAACAAAUUAUGCUAUUGGUCCUAAAACUAACAAGAAAAUUCCUCUGUUAAUGAGAAUUUCAUUAUAUAAAUAUUUCUUUACAUGUCUUUCUUCCUCAUUUAACUGAAAGCUCUUAGGAAUAGGGACAUAACUUCAUCAUUUUAGACCCAGAGCAUAGUGCCUGUCACAUAAUAAGAUGUUCAAUAAACUAAUUUUAUAUUGGACCAAUGUUGGAAGCAAAAUAUAUUUAUUACAGUUGUAUUAUUACUGCAUGGGUUUAUCUGUACAUUUUGUAACUUGUUGUGUACAAAAGAAAUUGUUUUAAUUUAUGUUAGGAUUUUACAUUUUAGAAUGUUACUACAUUGUAUUAUAGUUACAUAUAAAUGUAUGUGUUAAUUCUUUUUAUAAUAUCUGGUAUCUUGAUUAUGUUCAGGGUAUGAGACAGUUGGUUUAGGUAGUUCAUACAACUUCAGCUUUUUUUUUUAGUAUAUGGAAAAGUUAAUUAGAAGCAUUUUUCAAGAAUGAAAUUGCUUUACACAGUGCAUUGCCAGUCUCUGGAGAGCAUAUAUAGUUGAAUGUAUAGAUGUAUGUAUAUAGUUGGUUCUUGAAAAUGAAAUCAUAGAUGCAAAGUAAUUUGUCUACCUAAGUUUUUAGUGCUUAGGGAUUAUUUGUUUUCCAUGAAUUUUAAUUAUAACUUAAUUCUAUGUUUCCUUUCAAAGGCAAUAAUGCAUAAAACAAUGACUGCAAGUUGAAUUAGUGCACUUGCAACCUUCAUUUUUCUAAUAAAUGCAUAUCUUCAGUGAUAUUUUUUCCACUUUGAGGGGGAGGGAGUGCCCAAAACUUCUUACCUUAAAUAUACGGGUAAUUUAUUUCAUUUCUCUAUUACUGGAAUGUAGGCUUUUGCCAUUGCUAUGAGAAAUAAAAUCAGCAUUUCUGAAGGUCCAUAUUAACCAUGUUAACAUGUAAUAAAACAUUUCAAUCCUAUAAAAUAGUUAUUAAGAU
This is a messenger RNA of Heterocephalus glaber (naked mole-rat), 8185 nucleotides long. It is a transcript of the gene Kbtbd3, whose product is annotated as kelch repeat and BTB domain containing 3. Gene Ontology annotation, molecular function: protein binding. Lineage: Eukaryota; Metazoa; Chordata; Mammalia; Rodentia; Bathyergidae. The record is from RefSeq and is a predicted model, not a curated record.